AUGGGACGUGAGGAGCAUGGAGGGACUUGGCAUGGACGCAGCUCAACUGGAUACGCAAAGGAAGAAGGAGGAAGCCAUCUUGAAGACCAGCUCGACCACCUCGACCUCGACCGGCCAAGCUUCAACUCGAUCGAGCUGAGAAGUCAAAUAAGCUCGACCGAGAAAUCGAUCGGGCUAGGACGUGAACCUUCAAGCUCGAUCGAGCCAGGCACCGGAUGCAAAGAACAAGUCCAUGGAGACUGGUCUGAACUCAAGGCACCUAAGGUCGACCUCAAACCUUUGCCCAAGGGCCUCAGGUAUGCGUUUCUGGGUGAGAACUCGACCUACCCUGUCAUUGUUAACUCUGAGUUGAAAUCUGAUCAAUUGGAUGCAUUGCUUGUUGAGUUGAGAAAGUACAGGAAAGCCAUUGGGUAUACUCUUGAUGCUAUCAAUGGUAUCUCUCCUAAUUUAUCCAUUCAUAGGAUCCAUUUGGAAGAUGAAACCAAGUCUAGCAUUGAACCUCAAAGGAGAUUGAACCCAAAUCUUAAGGAAGUGGUGAAGAAAGAGAUACUCAAGUUGUUUGAUGCUGGAAUAAUCUAUCCCAUCAGUGAUAGCACUUGGAUAUCUCCAGUUCACUGA
Messenger RNA from Microthlaspi erraticum, 618 nucleotides. Lineage: Eukaryota; Viridiplantae; Streptophyta; Magnoliopsida; Brassicales; Brassicaceae. The record is from the annotation of a GenBank genome assembly.